Melanotaenia boesemani (Boeseman's rainbowfish) is the source of this 805-nucleotide messenger RNA. It is a transcript of the gene c10h12orf73, whose product is annotated as chromosome 10 C12orf73 homolog. Gene Ontology annotation, cellular component: mitochondrion. NCBI's taxonomy places the organism in Eukaryota, Metazoa, Chordata, Actinopteri, Atheriniformes, Melanotaeniidae. The transcript is spliced from 3 exons. The record is from RefSeq and is a predicted model, not a curated record. Gene Ontology annotation, biological process: mitochondrial respiratory chain complex III assembly. The coding region runs from base 172 to 387 and encodes 71 amino acids.
CUUAUGUUAGCUAAACAGUAUGACCUGCCUGUAGGUACCAAUGACAGACGCUGUAGUUUCAAAUUGUAAAACAUAGUUAUAUGAAGCAGUUAUUUUUGUUGCAGUAAGCAAGUUCUGAUUUGUAUAUGUAUUUUUCCCCCAAGCUGAAUCAGAUCACACCAGUCUGUCAAGAUGCUACCAUAUGGUGUGUCGUGGUCUCGAUACCUCAGAAUGGUCGGAGCCAGUGUUCUGGCCAUGUUUGCAGGAGCACAGGCCGUUCAUCAGUACUACCUGCCUGAUUUGUCCAUACCAGACGUCCCACCAAAGCCUGGUGAGCUAAGAACAGAACUACGGGGCUACAAAGUCAGAGAAGAAGCUGCUGCCACCUUAGAACAACUUAAAAAAUGACAAAGUGUGGACUGAUGUGGAAUUAUAUUUCCUCUGUAUGGACAGUCAGCAGAAUUCUACCGCUAAAUGCUUUAACAGACGUGGGAACUGAGUCAUUUCUGGGACAUCUGGAAAUAAUCAUUUUCCUUUUUGAUCAAAUGGACUGUAUAAUGGAUUGUAUAAGAUGCCACAUUUUGGGGCCUUUAGCCAUCUGGGAUCCCCCCCCCCCCCAGAGCAUAAUCACUUUGAUCCUUGUUAGUCCAUCUUCACUUUAAAUGUAUUUACUUAUCUAUGGAGAAUUAAUAAAAAUUGUCAAAGUAAGAAUAAAAUGAUAACACAAAACCUCAGGAGCACAAAAAUCAAGUUAAGUUUCCACAAAGGAAUAAACAUAUCAAUCUCAUAUUUUGGCAGUAAUUUAUAGUAAAUUACUUUAUUAUUA